CUCUCUCUCUCUCUCUCUCUCUCUCUCUCUCUCUAUUAUUCUUAUCUGGAAGAGACAGAUAAAACUUUUGGGCACUUCGUGACAUUCAAGAGACAUCGUCGCUGCGCUACCUCGUAGACGUUUAUCCUACACCAAGAUAUUAUUGUUACCUCUCCCUCUCCCUUCACUUUUUGUUGGCCAGGAGCUUAGGCCGAAAUCUUUCAAUGUUGUUGGGUAAAUGAUUGGGUGCUUAAGGUGGAGAUAAUGGCAUUGGCAACCCAUCAUGUGCAGGGUUCUUAUCAAGCAUUUACCUCGAUGCCAUCAUGGAACAGUGGAUUAAAGUUGAAAUGCUAUAUAACAACACUUCACAUGGUUGGAAAUACAAAUAGGAUCAACUCGGUGAAGUGCAAAUCUUGUUUAAGAGUAGGAGCUCCUUUUGUCCUAGGACCAAGGGGGAAAUCAUUGAAAAUUUCAGCCUUCAAAGGUAUUGGCCAAAAUGACGAAUCAGGAGCCCAGGCAAGUGGAUCAAAGUUGCAAAAUAAUUCUGUCAAAUUUUCUUAUGUGCCACAGGAAAGUGAAACCUCAACCAAUUCUCCAAAGGUGAAGAAUGUUCCAGUUUCCUACACAUCUGAAGCACAUGAAACCAUAGCAGGAUCUCCAGCUAUACAAGAACUUUUUAAGAAUUGGUUGUCUUUGUUGAGAACACCAUCACCAAAUCAAGUGGUGGAUGAAAUUAUAGAAGAACCAUCCAAAAGGGCAAUAUCAGAAACACAAAAUGGGAUACAAAACAAAGAAAGUGGUGGAAUUCUGAAGGCAGUUUGGAGUAAUUUCCUGGGGCUGGAUGCGACGAUAAAAAUACCUUUGCUGAUAUUCAUUCCCUGGUACCUGUCAGUUAAUGCAAUUUAUGGGGCUGAUGUUUCUAAAGAGUUGACCCCUUUAUGGAUUUUUGGGCCUUUGAUUGUGGCUCUCUACAUCAAGAUGUUCCGGGGCUUAUUCGCACUUUAUGUUUUCAGCUUCAAGCAGACAGUUAAAGUAGUCAAGAAUGUACCCAACUACUAUUUAGUUGCUUACAAUUACAUUUCUCAUGGGAAGCUCAAAGACGACAUACGAGCGCAUUUAUGGCAGCAUAUUGUGGACAUUAAGAACUUAGACUACAAAGAGCUACCAAAAAGAAAGAUGAAAGAGUUGGAAGGCUGGUUGGUGGAGAAGUACCUGGACUUUGUGGAAUCAAUCUGGCCCUAUUAUUGUAGAGCAAUUCGGUUUUUAAAGAGGGCAAAUCUUAUAUAGGGCUGAGGAUUGUAUUUUAUGAAGGGUGCUGAGAACAGAGGACAUUGAACUUUGAGUGAUUUUCAUUUUUGCUUUUGGGUGAAAAUUUUCUGGUGGGGCAUAGGCUGAGACAGCUGUGAAACCCCGUUUUGGACCGAGGUUCUUCUCAUUUGCCUGAGCAAGUGAUUGUUAGAAGCAAAGCGCAUUGAACGAUUUUGUAAUUUUCAAAGGCAUCAUAUUCGUAUUGAUUAAUGGGUUCUAGAUUGGUUUUAGCAUUUACUCUCUUUAGUGGCUUCUCUAAUGGGAUGUAUUACAAAGUAA
Messenger RNA from Ilex paraguariensis (yerba mate), 1566 nucleotides. Lineage: Eukaryota; Viridiplantae; Streptophyta; Magnoliopsida; Aquifoliales; Aquifoliaceae. The record is from the annotation of a GenBank genome assembly.